UUGCUAACUCAACCCAGGGGCAUAAAAAAUGUAUCGUUUGAUGUAGCAUAUGAGCCAGUGUGGGCCAUAGGAUCGGGAAAGGCUGCAAAUGCGCCCGAGAUUGAAGAGGUGUUAUCCAUGAUUAAAGAGCUCAUGGCAGGACAAAACAUUACCGGGCGAGUACUAUAUGGUGGAUCAAUUUCUGAAUCUAAUAUCAAUGAGCUAUCAAAAACUAAUAAUUGUGAUGGAUUUUUGGUCGGAAAUGCAUCAUUGGGCAAGGCCUUUCAGGACAUCAUUGAUGCAGUAUCAGAGACUGGCAAAAUGUGA
This is a messenger RNA of Vittaforma corneae ATCC 50505, 306 nucleotides long. RefSeq lists its product as uncharacterized. Gene Ontology annotation, biological process: glyceraldehyde-3-phosphate biosynthetic process; glycerol catabolic process; gluconeogenesis. The transcript has a single exon. The record is from RefSeq and is a predicted model, not a curated record. NCBI's taxonomy places the organism in Eukaryota, Fungi, Microsporidia, Nosematidae. Gene Ontology annotation, molecular function: triose-phosphate isomerase activity. Gene Ontology annotation, cellular component: cytosol.